AUACACAUUUGUUUUGAUUUUUGCCGGUCGAAAGUUAUAUUUUAUAUUUUGGCAUAUGUAGAUAAUCUUCUGGAGAUUGGAAUGAACACCACAAUCAAUUAAAAAAAAUGUCGCGCCGUUUGUCAUUUGUUGCCGAUUGGUUUCAAGAAGAGGCUUCGAUCAGCAAAUCAUAUAUUGUGUGGUACUAUGUGGACGGUAAUGCAAUUGAAGUAUUCGAUCCAAAAGCUAAAAAAAUGUUUUUGAGGAGAACCAAAAUGCCAGAAUUAUCAGAAAAGGAUUUUUUUGUUGGUUCCAAAAUCAAUAUAUUUGGUCGACAAUUUGAUAUUGUCGAUUAUGGAGAUGAAGUUACAAAAAGUACCUUGGCCAAACACCGGAAAAAAACUUUUAUAUUGUUAAAACACACUAUUAUGCAACAUUUAGGAGCAGUUUUAGCAGCUUUAAUUGAGAGCAAUUUUAGUAUAAACAAAGCGUCGAUGGUUCAAUUUACCGGAGAACAAGCCAAAAAGUUUUUGAACGAUAGCCAAGGAGAUGGUCAGUCAUCAGUUCUCAUGAAGCAAUUGUUAUCUGGUCCUUCAAUUGGUCUUGAAUUAAUUGCUGAUAAUGCUCUAGAGAAGAUUAAAUAUUGCACAAGUCAAGCCAAGGAAUCUAUGAAUGAAGAUAAUAUUCCGCAUUCUUUAAGAUCUCUUUUUAAUAGAGAGGAAAUUCGUAAUGGUAUUUACUGCUCACAAUCGGAAGAACAAGUUGCAAGGGAUGUUGGCUUCUUUUUCGAGAAUAAUAACGGCUUACAGACCACAGUAGAAUUGAAAAAUUCCACUUUGUGCAUUAUCAAACCGCAUGCUAUAAAAGAGGGAAAUCUUGGCAAAAUCAUAUCAGAAAUUACAACAAACGACUUUAAAAUAACAGCUUUAAAAAUGCAUCUUUUGGACAGAGUCAAUUGUGCAGAAUUUUAUGAAGUUUACAGAGGAAUUUUACCGGAAUAUGUCUCAAUGGUAUCUCAGUUGUCCAGCGGGGCGUGUGUUGCUUUAGAAGUUGUCUGCAAUGAUCCUAAUAAAAAUAGUUAUGAAGAUUUUCGUAAAUUUUGUGGGCCUAUGGAUCCGGAAAUUGCAAAACUUUUGAGACCUCACACAUUACGCGCCAAAUUUGGUGCUGGUAAAACCUUAAAUGCGGUCCAUUGUACAGAUUUGCCAGAUGACACAGUUUUAGAACUUGAAUAUUUUUUUAAAAUUCUCAACUGACUUUUAAGUUAAGGGGUCGGUUAUGGAUGGCAAUUCAACUAUAGUUGCGUUGCCAGAAGAUAUAAUUAUGAAAAAAUAGUUUGAUAUCAGUGUUUGAACUUACAAAUACUGAAUAAAUUGUAAAAAAUUAUGCAACUUAAUGCAGAAAUGCUCAUUUCUAUAUCAAUUUAGGCCAUUGGCAACUCCACUGAAGUUGGAUUGCAAUCCAUAAUCGACCUAUAAAACUAUAAAUAAUAUUCUAUGUUGUAUUCCGUCCAACAUAUAGUAUAAUUAGAUAUAUUGUUAGAUUUAUUUUAAUAAAAAAAGCAAAACAAAAACAAAAUAAA
Molecule: messenger RNA, 1561 nt
Organism: Stomoxys calcitrans (stable fly)
Lineage: Eukaryota; Metazoa; Arthropoda; Insecta; Diptera; Muscidae
Gene: nmdyn-D7
Product: nucleoside diphosphate kinase 7
Exons: 8
Coding region: 108-1235 (375 amino acids)
Cellular component (GO): centrosome
Molecular function (GO): nucleoside diphosphate kinase activity; ATP binding
Source: RefSeq, a predicted model, not a curated record